AUGGCUGUUAAUUUACUAACAUCACGUCGAACAUUACCAGCUCCAAUGCUUGAUCGAUCAUCAUAUUCAAUAUUUUCUGUAAUUAAACAAGCUAUUGGAAAAGAUCUUACAAGAUUUUCUAUACCAGUUAUUUGGAAUGAACCUCUUAGUUUUCUUCAACGUUUAGCUGAAUGUUUAGAAUAUUCAUCUUUACUUGAUCAAGCUGCAUUAGCUAAUACAUCUAUUGAAAGAUUUCAUUUAUUAACGGCUUUUAUUGUUUCAACAUUAUCAACACAUCUUGAACGUAUGUCAAAACCAUUUAAUCCAUUAUUAGGUGAAACAUAUGAAUUAAAAAUGGAAGGCAAUGCACCAUUUCAUUAUAUUGCUGAACAAGUUAGUCAUCAUCCACCUAUAUCAGCUCUUCAUGUUCGUGGUCAAUAUUGGACUUUAUCAGCAAAUGUUGAACCAAAAGUUAAAUUUCAUGGAACAAAUGUUAUAGCUAUAUCAGAAGGUCGAUGGGUACUUCGUAUAAAAAAGAAAACUUCUUUAUCUCGAUCAUCAUCUCAAUCAAGUUUUCAAUCAUGUACUGAAGAAGAAGAACAUAAUAAUAAUGAUGAUAAUAUAGAAGAAGAAGAAGAAUAUACAUGGAAAUCACCAACUGUACUUGUUCAUAAUGUUUUAUUUGGUCGUCUUUGGUGUGAAUUUCAAGGACAAGUUGAUUUAAAACAUACACAAUCAAAUCGACGAUCAAUUAUUACUAUUAAAUCACAUUCAUGGUUUGCAUCACAAUCAACUAAAACAGCUGAAAUGUUUAAAUUUACAGGUUUUAUUUAUGAUGGUAAAAAUAAACUCGGUGCAUUUCAUGGUAAUUAUGGUCAUUGUUAUUAUGCUAUUGAUAAUAUGAAUGAUCUUCAAUUGAAACCAUCUACUAUUCGUUGUUCAGCUGGUGGACAUAAUUGUGUUCAUCUUAAUUCAAAUUCAUUAGUAUCAACAUCAUGUGAUCUUAUACUUCUACCAUCAUCACGUCUUAUUUGGUAUCGAGAUCUUUCAUUUAUGACUGAUAAUGAAUUAGCAUCAAGACAUCAAUAUUAUUUUUUUACUCCAUUUGCUAUUCGUCUUAAUGAACAAAUAGGUUCAUUAAUAUUACCACCAACAGAUUGUCGUUAUCGACAAGAUAUACAAUAUCUUGAAAAAGGUGAUAUAGAUGCAGCGUCAACUGAAAAACAUCGUCUUGAAGAACAACAACGAGCAGAUGCAAGAAAACGUGAUCAAGAUUUUGAAGCAUUAUGGUUUAUAAAAGAUGAUAAUGAUGAAUAUAUUUAUACACAUAAAUAUGAACAAAGAAUAUUUGAUCAUUGUCCAGAUCUUUUUUCUCAACCAUCGCAUAGAUGA
This is a messenger RNA of Rotaria sp. Silwood1, 1371 nucleotides long. The record is from the annotation of a GenBank genome assembly. NCBI's taxonomy places the organism in Eukaryota, Metazoa, Rotifera, Eurotatoria, Philodinida, Philodinidae.